This is a messenger RNA of Maniola jurtina (meadow brown), 787 nucleotides long. Its product is annotated as phosphatidylethanolamine-binding protein homolog F40A3.3-like. Bases 163 to 720 code for a protein of 185 amino acids. The record is from RefSeq and is a predicted model, not a curated record. The transcript is spliced from 5 exons. Lineage: Eukaryota; Metazoa; Arthropoda; Insecta; Lepidoptera; Nymphalidae.
CGGGCCUCAGUACAGUGAGUGUAGGUAGGUAUGCAACUGAUAAGUGAUUAGGUAUCUUUAUUUAGCUGUAGAAUUGGGUACUAAUGUUAUAGAUACCUACCUAGGUAAGCGUUCCAAUAAAAGUUCCAGUUUUCAGUAGCCGAAAGUGAGUGUGCUUGAGCCAUGUCGUCGGUUGCGAAAUCCUUCGAGGCGAACGGUGUGGUUCCUGAUGUCAUCCCGAGGGCGCCACAGGCUUCAGUCACGGUGAAAUUUAAUAACGGCGCGGAAGUCAAUAAUGGAAACGUGCUUACGCCAACUCAAGUGAAGGAUGCCCCAAGAGUUAGUUGGCUAGCAGACCCCAACACCUUUUACACAUUGGUGAUGACUGACCCGGAUGCGCCAUCCCGCAAGGAGCCAACCUUCCGAGAAUCCCACCACUGGCUGGUCUGUAACAUCCUCGGGAACGAAGUAGAGGUGGGCGACACGCUCUCCGCCUACAUCGGCUCCGGCCCGCCGCCCGGCACCGGCCUGCACCGCUACGUGUACCUGGUCUACAAGCAGCCCGGGAAGAUUGACUUCGACGAGCCACGCCUCCCCAACAACUCUGCCGAAAAACGCGGAGGGUUCUCCAUUGCAAAGUUCGCCAAGAAGUACAACCUGGGCGACCCCAUCGCCGGGAACUUCUACCAGGCUGAGUACGAUGACUACGUGCCCAUCCUAUACAAGCAGGUUGGGAUGUAAAUAUAUUCAGGCAAAAAAUUGCGUUGUGUUGCUGCGUUGCAGCGUGUACAAAUCAAUAAACAAACAC